Messenger RNA from Onthophagus taurus, 1938 nucleotides. It is a transcript of the gene Cog8, whose product is annotated as conserved oligomeric Golgi complex subunit 8. The record is from RefSeq and is a predicted model, not a curated record. Lineage: Eukaryota; Metazoa; Arthropoda; Insecta; Coleoptera; Scarabaeidae. Gene Ontology annotation, cellular component: COG complex. Gene Ontology annotation, biological process: intra-Golgi vesicle-mediated transport.
UCCUCAGCUUUUCCACGUAUCUCAAUGUAACUGACAAUGACAGAUCAACAAUGAAACAUAACCUCACUUAUUUCUGUUAAUUAAAGAAAAAUAUUAAAUAUCUCGUUAUGUCGGGCGAAAAAAACGAUUUAUUAGAUUUAUUAUUUUCAGAAGAAUAUCCAGAAGAAUGGAAUUACAAUGUUACAUUCAAAGAUUACAUUACAAAAGUAGGUACAUAUACAAUAGAAGAAUUGGUUAAAGAACCCAAUAAAUUAAGAGAUGAGCAAUCAAGUAUAGUAGAAAUAACUCAAGAACUUGCGAUAACCAAUUACAAAACAUUUAUUCAAACCGCUGAGUGUUCGAAAGAUCUUUUUAAUCGUUUUAAUACUAUAGAAAAUGAUUUGGAAAAACUAUUAGAAAAUGUGCCUAACUUUGAAGAUAAAUGUAAAAAUUUUGUUGAAGAAACAAAUGGAAUAAAUGCAAUGAGAAAAUUAAAUACUUUAACAUUAACGAGAAAUGCGCAAUUAUUAGAGAUUUUAGAACUUCCGCAAUUGAUGGAUUCAUUUAUUAAAGAUAGUUUGUAUGAAAAUGCAUUAGAAUUAGCUUCAUAUGUAAGGAGGUUGUACGGAAAACACUCAGAUAUCCCAAUAUUUAAAAGUAUUUUAAAUGAUGUUGAGAAAUCUUGGUUAUUAAUGUUACAUCAACUUCUUGGACAGUUAAGAUCUGAUUUGACACUUCCAAAAAGUUUGCAAAUUGUUGGGUACUUACGAAGGAUGGAGAUUUUUACAGAAGCUGAAUUACGAUUGAAAUUUUUACAAACGAGAGAUACUUGGUUUAAAAAUUGUUUAAAUUCAAUUCCAAAAGAAGAUGCUGGACAUCAUUUAAAUAAAACUAUUGAAAUGACGAGAGUUAAUUUAUUUACGAUAAUAACUCAAUAUCGAGCUAUUUUUAAUGAUGAAGAUGUUGGACCAAUUCAAAAAACGAAACAUGUUAACCAAAAUACUAUAUUUUUCAGUUGGAUUCGAAACAAAAUAAUAAAUUUUCUUCAAACUUUAGAAGCGGAUUUAAAUUCUGGAAUAUCCUCAACUGAUUCAAUUUUACAUCAAUGCAUGUAUUUUGGGUUAUCUUUCAGUAAAGUUGGUUGCGAUUUUCGCCCGAUGAUGGUUAAAAUUUUUCAUAAAGUUAUUUUAAAUAAUUUUUCACAAUCAAUAAUAAAAGCAACGAAAUCAUUUGAGAAAAACAUGGAGCGUUUUACGUUGAUUAAUAAAAAUUAUCCAAGUGUUCCAUGGAAAACUAACACCAAAAAUAAUCAAGACCAAAUACAACCCCCUGACUCUUUAAUUGAGUUUUAUCCAUUAGCAGAAUAUUUAAAUCAAAUUUUAACAUCUUUUAAUGAACUACGUCUUUGUCCGCCAGUUACAAUUGUAAAUGAUAUUGUUUUGUGUUUACAAAGUUCUUUAUUAGUCGUUUGCCGAGCGAUUUUGAUUCUUUAUAAGCAAGAAAAGCAGGCGUUUAAUGCGAACUCAAACGACUCUUUUACGCGUUUAUGUAUGUGUUUUGCGGAUGAUUUGGUUCCUUAUUUACAAAAAUGUAUUCAUGUUAUUUACCCGAUAAAUCUUGUUGCUUCACAUGCCGGUAUAGGAGUUCAAAAAUUACAAAAGGUUAAUUUAACUUUUUUGAAUCGCGGUGAAAUUAUCGAUCCAAUUAAACACUUAUUACCCGUUAAAAUAGAACCUGUAUUAAAUAAUAAUAACAGUACCCUUGAAAAAGAAAAUGAUAUAAGUUGUAAAAAAGGAGAUAUUGAAAGUGAAGAAAAUGAAAGUUUUGAUAAUGUGGAACAUGUAAAAUAAAUCUGUUGAUACAUAUUUUUUUUUGUUGUAAAUAUGUUAAUUGUAUUUAUGUAUUGAUAAGCUUUAAUAAAUUUUUUACAUGAUUGUAAAUAAAUGAGUUGUAAAUAGA